AUGCUUUAUAACAAAGGUCCCUGUUCAUGCUGCUUCAGCAACCGCCCCAGCCUCAGCAACCUCUGCAACCUCCCCAGCCUCUGCAACCUCCCCAGCCUCUGCAACACCUCCCCAGCCUCAGCAACCCCCCAGCCUCAGCAACCACCUCAGCCUCAGCAACCACCUCAGCCUCAGCAACCCCCCAGCCUCAGCAACCUCCUCAGCCUCACCAGUCUCAGCAACCUCAGCAGCCUUCACCAACCGCCCCAGCCUCAGCAACCUCUGCAACCUCCCCAGCCUCUGCAACCUCCCCAGCCUCAGCAACCCCCCAGCCUCAGCAACCACCUCAGCCUCAGCAACCACCUCAGCCUCAGCAACCCCCCAGCCUCAGCAACCUCCUCAGCCUCACCAGCCUCACAACCGCACCAGCCUCAGCAACCUCUGCAAUCUCCCCAGCCCCAGCAACUCCCCAGCCUCUGCAACCUCCCCAGCCUCUGCAACCUCCCCAGCCUCAGCAACCUCCCCAGACUCAGCAUCCUCCCCAGCCUCUGCAACCUCCCCAGCCUCAGCAACCUCCCCAGCCUCAGCAACCUCCUCAGCCUCAGCAUCCUCCCCAGCCUCUGCAACCCUCCCAGCCUCUGCAACCCCCCCAGCCUCUGCAACCCCCCCAGUCUCAGCAACCCCCCUGACUCAGCAACCACCCUGACUCACAACCUCCCCAGCCUCAGCAACCUCCCCAGCCUCAGCAACCUCCUCAGCCUCAGCAUCCUCCCCAGCCUCUGCAUCCCUCCCAGCCUCUGCAACCCCCCCAGCCUCUGCAACCCCCCCAGUCUCAGCAACCCCCCUGACUCAGCAACCACCCUGACUCACAACCCCCCCAGCCUCAGCAACCUCCCCAGCCUCAGCAACCUCCUCAGCCUCAGCACCCUUCCCAGCCUCAGCAACCUCCCCAGCAUCAGCAACCUCCCCAGCCUCAGAAACCUCCCGAGCCUCAGCAACCACCCCAGCCUCAGCAACCUGCUCAGCCUCAUCAACCUCCCCAGCCUCAGCAACCUCCCCAGCCUCUGCAACCUCCCCAGCCUCAGCAACCUCCUCAGCCUCAGCAAUCUCCCCAGCCUCAGCAACCUCCUCAGCCUCAGCAACCUCCCCAGCCUCAGCAACCUCACCAACCUCAGCAACCACACCAGCCUCAGCAACCACCCCAGCCUCAGCAAUCUCCCCAGCCUCAGCAACCUCCCCAGCCUCUGCAACCUCCUCAGCCUCAGCAACCUCCUCAGCCUCAGCAACCUCCUCAGCCUCAGCAACCUCCCCAGUCUCAGCAGCCUCACCAGCCUCAACAACCUCCCCAGCCUCAGCAACCUCCUCAGCCUCAGCAACCUCCCCAGUCUCAGCAGCCUCACCAGCCUCAACAACCUCCCCAGCCUCACCACCUCCCCAGCCAACCCAGCCUCCCCAGCCACCCCAGCCUCAACAGCCUCACCAGCCUCAACAGCCGCCUCAGCCUCCCCAGCCUCCUCAGCCACCCCAGCCCCCCAGCCUCCCCAGCCUCCCCAGCCCCCCAGCCUCCCCAGCCACCCCAGCCUCACCAGCCUCACCAGCCUCACCAGCCUCACCAGCCUCACCAGCUUCACCAGCCUCACCAGCUUCACCAGCCUCACCAGCCUCACCAGCCUCACCAGCCUCACCAGCCUCACCAGCCUCACCAGCUUCACCAGCCUCACCAGCCUCACCAGCCUCACCAGCCUCACCAGCUUCACCAGCCUCACCAGCCUCACCAGCCUCACCAGCUUCACCAGCCUCACCAGCUUCACCAGCCUCACCAGCCUUCUCAGCCUCGCCAGCCUCGCCAGCCUCACCAGCCACCCCAGCCACCCCAGCCUCGCCAGCCUCACCAGCCACCCCAGCCACCCCAGCCUCCCCAGCCACCUCAGCCCCCCCAGCCUCCCCAGCCUCCCCAGCCACCUCAGCCUCACCAGCCUCCCAAGCCUCACCAGCCUCCUGAGAACAGCAGUAGCAGAGCACUUAUAUCAUGUUCAACACAAGUCCCUCUGA
Molecule: messenger RNA, 2031 nt
Organism: Oncorhynchus masou masou (cherry salmon)
Lineage: Eukaryota; Metazoa; Chordata; Actinopteri; Salmoniformes; Salmonidae
Product: proline-rich protein 36-like
Exons: 6
Coding region: 1-2031 (676 amino acids)
Source: RefSeq, a predicted model, not a curated record